UCGUUGGUCACGUGGAACAGUCGUGGCGUCACGUGACAUCCACUUCCGCAUUUCAAAAAGAAAAAUACUGAAAGCAAACUGCUCAUUAUGCUCCUUUACUUGAAGUAGACAACGGUCAGGUAAAAAAAAAUAGUGAGAAGACGAAGCGACUUUUUAAACUCAUUGCUCCACUUCUUCCUCGUUUAGCUUGACGAUACCCGAGAGUCGGGACACAGAACAAUAUCCGAGACGUGUUUUGUGUCAAUAGAAAAAGGGCAAGCACAUUGAGUGAUGCACUGGACGGUGCUUGUGUUGGCAUCAGGUCUUCUUGUGGUCACUGUCGCCUUGGACAAUGGCCUCAUGCGGACCCCUCCUAUGGGCUGGUUGGCAUGGGAACGCUUCCGCUGCAACACAGACUGUGAGCAUGACCCCAAAAAUUGCAUCAGCGAGAAUCUGUUCACCGACAUGGCUGACAGGCUGGCAGAGGAUGGUUGGAGAGAGCUGGGCUACGUCUACAUCAGCAUCGAUGAUUGCUGGGCGUCCAUGCAGAGGGACGAGCAGGGGCGGCUCCAGGCAGAUCCUAAGAGGUUCCCAAGAGGAAUCCACCGGCUGUCCCGCUACAUGCACGACCGGGGGCUCAAGUUGGGCAUCUAUGGCGAUAUGGGCACACAUACCUGCGGGGGCUACCCGGGCACGCCACUCGACAAGAUCGAGGUGGAUGCUCAGACCUUUGCUGACUGGGAGGUGGAUAUGUUAAAGUUUGACGGUUGCUAUUCGAACACCUCGGAGCAGGAGCAAGGUUAUCCUCGCAUGUCGAAAGCUCUAAACGCCACAGGCCGUCCAAUUGGCUACUCUUGCAGCUGGCCGGCCUACCAAGGUGGUCUGCCACCUCAGGUGAAUUACAGUCUUUUGGCCAAGAUCUGCAACCUGUGGCGUAACUACAACGAUAUCCAGGACUCAUGGGACAGCGUGCUGAAAAUUGUGGAUUGGUUCUUUGACAACCAGGAGGUCCUAAUCGCCGCAGCCGGGCCUGGAAGGUGGAAUGACCCAGAUAUGCUGAUCAUCGGUGACUUUGGCCUCAGCAUGGAGCAGUCGCGGUCACAGAUGGCUCUCUGGGCCAUCAUGGCUGCCCCUCUCUUCAUGUCCAACGACCUCCGCACCAUCAACAGUGGCGCACGUAGCAUCCUGCAAAACAAAAUGGCCAUCAGCAUCAACCAGGACCCUCUGGGCCUUCAGGGAAGACGGCUCCUGAAGGAGAAGAGUGGCAUUGAGGUGUUUUGGCGGCCGCUGUCAAAUGAAGCCAGCGCCCUGUUGUUCUUCAGUCGACGUAACGAUAUGCCAUACCGCUACCAAACGUCACUCAGCAAGUUAAACUACACUAUGGGCAUCUAUAAGGUCAGUGACGUCUUCUCCGGGAAAAGUGUGACGCUCAAAGAUUCAAGCAGCUUUGUGGUGUCGGUGAACCCCACGGGCGUUGUCAUGUGGUACAUCUCAGCCCCCGCCAAGCCGAGACCCCUAACCCACCAGUUUUCUCGAGGCGGCCGAUUCGAAGAAUUCGGCCGGGGUGACCUUGCCAACGCCAUCCCGCCUGUUUUCCUGUGACCACGUUCCCCUAGUUUUGACUAGCUGAUAAUGAAGGAUCCUCAUUACAUGAGGGGUAUUCUUAAGACUUGAUUAACUCAGGGUCAGAUUUUUUUUCCUCAACAAUCCUUGAAGUCCUCUUUCAAAUUCACACAUAAGUAGUUUCAGUAA
Hippocampus zosterae (dwarf seahorse) is the source of this 1731-nucleotide messenger RNA. It is a transcript of the gene naga, whose product is annotated as N-acetylgalactosaminidase, alpha. The record is from RefSeq and is a predicted model, not a curated record. NCBI's taxonomy places the organism in Eukaryota, Metazoa, Chordata, Actinopteri, Syngnathiformes, Syngnathidae. Gene Ontology annotation, cellular component: cytoplasm. Gene Ontology annotation, biological process: oligosaccharide metabolic process; glycoside catabolic process; glycosylceramide catabolic process. Gene Ontology annotation, molecular function: alpha-galactosidase activity. Bases 271 to 1581 code for a protein of 436 amino acids. The transcript is spliced from 10 exons.